GAUUAUGGGACAUCAAGGUGUGCAAAGAAAGAAGAUGGUCAAAGAGACUCAGCGCGCUCAGAUGCACUUGGCGUUCAAGCGGUAGAAACAGCAGCGGGAGCGUCUCAAUGCAGGGGCAGCAAGAGCACCCCGAUGGCCACCAGCACAAGAGACUGCGCUAAGCAGACGACCAGCGCGCGCGUUCAUCUGUGCUUUUCAACCCCGAACCUCCUCUAGCGAAGAGAGAGGUGCCCAAAUCCGUUUUAGGAUAUCGCUUUUUUUUUGUCCCUCUUUCUGUCCAUUAGAUGAAGAAGAACUGAUGACGAUGUAUCGGCGAUGGUGGAUUUCCCUUUUGUGCGUCUAUGGACUGAUGUGCAUCGUUCAUUCCAGCAAUCAUAUACCUCGAAAUGGAGACGCCUUGUCGAAGGCGAAGGCUGUUCGUGAUGCGAGCAGGUUCGCCGGGAAGGAGGACACGGUCCCUCUCCGUCUGCUCUACAGCAUGCACAACCACAGUCAAGUCACCCACGAUGUCAUCAGCACCAGGACUAGAGCCAGUUCCAGCCCCGCACAGGGGAACCACGUGGCCCAAGCCAGCUUCCAGGUGGACGCGUUUGGUGAGCAGUUCAUCUUGGAUGUUGAACUGAACCAUGAUCUUCUGUCUUCAAAGUACAUGGAGAGGCAUAUUUCAGAAAAUGGGAAGGCUGUCAUAUUCAAAGGAGGAGAACAUUGUUACUACCAGGGGAUAGUGCGGGACAUCCCUGAAUCCUUCGUGGCCCUCUCCACCUGCCACGGCCUGCAUGGGAUGUUCUUUGAUGGGAAUCACACCUACAUGAUCGAGCCUGGAGGAAAGGACCGCGUCAGCGGUGAUGUCCAUAUCCACAUGAUCUAUAAAUCAGCAGGACAAGAGGCAGCAGCAUACUUCCUUCCUAUUGUUGACCUCCCAGAGCCUCCUUUCCCCAGCCCUCCAUUUCCUGGGUCAAAGGUCGUCCACAGGAGGAAGAAGAGACAGGUCCCGCGGGUUGGGGGCAGUGUGGCCGAGGAGACCAAGUACAUCGAGCUGAUGGUGAUCAACGACCAUCUGAUGUAUAAAAAGCAUCGUCUCUCUGUUGGUCAGACGAAUAACUACGCUAAGUCUGUGGUCAAUAUGGCUGAUAUGAUCUUCAAGGAGCAGCUCAACACCCGCAUCGUGCUAGUUGCCAUGGAGACGUGGGCGGCUGACAACCGGUUCAACAUCGACGACGACCCCAUGGUGACCUUGAGGGAGUUCAUGAAGUACAGACGAGACUUCAUCAAGGAGAAGUGUGACUCCGUGCAUCUUUUCUCAGGGAACCGGUUCCAUAGCAGCUGGGGAGGAGCUUCCUAUAUGGGAGGAGUCUGUUCUCUAACUAAAGGAGGAGGAGUCAACGAGUAUGGCAAGACAGAUGAGAUGGCCAUAACCCUGGCCCAGUCUCUGGGACAAAACAUUGGCAUCUUUUCUGACAAGAAGAGGAUCCUCAACGGCGAGUGCAAGUGUGAUGACCGUUGGUCUGGCUGCAUCAUGGAUGAUGUUGGCUUCUACCUGCCCAAGAGGUUCUCCAACUGCAAUGUGGAGGAGUACCACACCUUCCUCAACAGUGGUGGUGGAGCCUGUCUCUUCAACAAACCCAUAAAGCUGGUUGACCCUCCAGAGUGUGGGAAUGGUUUGGUGGAGCCAGGGGAGGAGUGUGACUGUGGUAGCCCAGCGGAGUGCGAGAGGGAGGGAGAGAAGUGCUGUCAGAAGUGUACACUCACACAAGGCUCAAAGUGUAGCGACGGACUCUGCUGUAACAACUGUCAGAUGGAGUUUAUGGGCGUGGUGUGUAGGGAGGCAGUGAAUGACUGUGAUAUUCCAGAGAACUGCACUGGUAACUCCAGCCAGUGUCCCCCGAACGUGCACAAGAUGGACGGCUACUCAUGUGAAAAGGAACAGGGUCGUUGCUUCAAUGGGAGGUGCAAGACCAAAGACAGACAGUGCAAGUACCUGUGGGGAGAGAAGGCGACCGCUGCUGAUAAGUUCUGUUAUGAGAAGUUGAAUAUCGAGGGGACAGAGAAGGGGAACUGUGGGAAGGACAAAGACACAUGGGUCCAAUGCAACAAGCAAGACGUGCAUUGUGGGUACCUGCUAUGUUCCAACAUAUCGCCGGCCCCCCGACUAGGAGAGUUGCAGGGGGGACUGACGUCCUUCUCUGUUGCACAGCACAGUGCCUCGCUGGACUGCAGUGGGGGUCAUGUGAUGAUAGACGGGGACAGUGACCUGGGCUAUGUGGAGGAUGGGACAGCCUGUGGGACAGAGAGGGUCUGCUUCAACCACAAGUGUCUGCCCCUUCAGGAGUUCAACUUCAGCACCUGCCCUGGAACCACCGAGAAGACCAUCUGUUCUGGACACGGGAUUUGUAGUAACGAGCUGAAGUGUGUGUGUCACUUGGGUUGGACUGGAGACGAUUGUAACUCCACGUCUCCUCUCAGCUACCUGGUGGUUGGACCCACCGCCUCUGUAUCAGGUAUCACCAGUACUAACAUCAUCAUCGGGGCCAUCGCUGGCUCCAUUCUGUUCCUGGCUCUCAUCCUGGCCAUCACCGCCUGGGGAUACAAGAGCUACAGACAGCGGUGCUACGUUGAGUCAGAGGUUCACAGAAGAUUCUGCAGGCAAAUGCCUCCGGGUGACUAUGUGAAGAAACCCGGGGAUGCAGACUCGUUCUACAGUGACCUGGCCCCUGGGGUCAGCACCAACUCAGGCUGUAGCUCCAAGAAGAGGUCUGGCUGUCUGUCUAACCUGCAGAUAUACACGCUCUCUUUCCCCCCCUCCAUCGCCUCCAUCUCACAAAACAUCUCUCUGUUUGCAUUCAGGUCUAACGGUCUUUCCCACUCGUGGAGCGAGCGAAUCCCUGACGCCAAACACAUCUCUGACAUUUGUGAGAACGGACGACCCAGGAGCAACUCAUGGCAAGGAAAUCUGAGUGGAAAUCGCAAGAAGUCGAAAGGGAAGAAGUUCCGUCCUCGCUCCAACUCUACAGAGUAUUUAACCCCUCGCUUCCAAACAGAGCAUUAUGAUGUAACUAAGUGGGUAGAAGAUGUGAAUAAAAACAGUGAAGGACCCUACCUUAGGACACUCUCCCCGGCGAAGUCGCCCACCUCCUCCACGGGGUCCAUUGCAUCCAGCCGGAGGUACCCUUACCCCAUGCCCCCCCUCCCCGACGACCAGAAGAAGGCCAACAGGCAGAGUGCCAGGCUGUGGGAGACUUCAAUAUAACUCCUGUUAUCUACUCUGCAAAACUACUUAAGAACUACAUUUUCGUCCACUUUUCUAUGAAUUAAAAAAUACAAAGAAAAACAAAAUUGAAACAAAAUGACGAAAAAAGUGAGUAACUGGUAUGAGCGGAAAAGAGAAGCAGAGGAAGAUGAAGAGGAGGAAGGUGUGAGAGUGUGUGAGAGUGUGUACGAGUUCCGUCAGACCUGACCUGCUCAGUAGGGGACGCUAAAGUGGGCCAUCUGUCAUUCCUACACUGACAAGCCAAGACAGAACGAGGCAAGACAAGAUCCCUUUCAGAUUAGUUGGAGAUCCACCAGAGAUCAGCCCUUCACUCAUUGGUGAGGAAAAAGCAAAGCUGUUGUGAUGGUAAUGGUGCAGACAGAGAGGAGAGGCCUUGUUGUGGAUGUCUCCCCCACUCCCAACACCCCAACAUCCCCCCAGCUUCCACCACACUCUUCUAGUUCCUCCCUCAAACUGUCCCAACUUACCUUACUCACCUCUCCCCCCAACCCCCCUCUAGCCCUGCCCCCAUGUAAACUCUCUCCUCUGAUUGGUGCUCCUCUCUGUUGAGGGGCGCGGACAGCUAUCAUAUCAGCAGAUUUCUUUACCAUUUUGAAGCACGAUGUUUAAUUACUGUAGAAAACUCCAACACUGUAUGCAUGAGAACCCCCUGUUAAUCAACUCUUCCUAGUGUCACAAAGAAGAAGAAGUCUGGGACGGACAGCAUGCGGGGGAUGGUGAUGUCAUACGUACUGUAGGCCUUUAAGCUUUCUUUACAUUAUAGGCUUCUUCUAUCUCUGUGAUCAGCGACUCAUUAUGAACUGUAUCACACAUUAUACUAGCCAACUGCCCCUGACAUGGCCCCUAGCCCCUAGCCCCUAGACCCUAGACCCUAGACCCUAGCCCCUAGACCCUAGCCCCUAGACCCUAGCCCCUAGACCCUAGCCCCUAGACCCUCCGUUCUCUUUCUUUCGCCGUGUCAGGUUUUCCUGAAGGAUUUGGUUAUCGUUGUAAAUAUGUACAGCUUAAAGGCAGAGUAUUGUGUGCUUUUCUUUUUUACUUACUGGGAGGUGAAUGAUGAAGGGAUGCUCCCCCUCUCCUCCUCCUGCUGUGGUUCGUGUUGUAGACAGACAGGGUCUCCGUAGGUCUUUGUAGAGACCCCGUACUUGGUUUUUCUGUCUGUUUCUCUCUUUUCAUUUCUGGCUGAACUCUCUCUCUUCUCUCCCGUGUGUCUGUGUGAACACUCCAGCUUUCUUUUUCUUCCACAGCAGAAUGUACAAACUGUGUUCUAUAUUUCCUCUUUGUGUCAUCCCUUUCUCUGAGUAAUGCACUCAGUCACAGCCCGUCAUAUUUAAGACAGUAAACUUAAGAAUGUCAUUGAUUUAUAACAUUAACUGAGCAUUUUAUCCAUUUGGAUAUUGAUAAUGAUGAAUAUAUUUUGAACUAACAUCGUCCCAUGAGCCCUUCCUCGCUACAGAGGGGAGAGAACAAGUGUUCUUUUGUAGUUUUAGAUUUGAUAUACAUGUUCAUUUGGCCAUGGUGGUUUAGAGAAGUUGGAGAAAUGUCCUGUGACUAUAAUCAUUCCACACUAUGGUCUGUGUGUACAGCAGGGACAGACUGGCCAUCUGGCAUUUUGGGCAAAUGCAAGAUGGCCUGGUCCAUUUUUUUAACACUGUGGCCUGUCUUACUUGUUUUUUGGGGUGCAAAAUGAUAAUUAUCUUGCUAAUAAUGGGGGUCUCGAGGAAAGAAAUGGGCCGUUGUGUUUAAAAUGCCAGAGCCGAUUUCUGGUCCCAGUCCGCCCCUGGUGUACAGUGUGAGACCAGACAUAACAGAUAGAUACAACUGGAACCGACAACGCCACUGAGAUCCAACUGGACGAAGUGGGAAUAACAAUGUGGAAACUGAACAUUGUGUCAGAUGAAUUUGGAAUUUGUUUGGAUAAAAUUAUUAAAAUGUGCAUUUUUGCUUUUGUUUUGUUUCCUACUGUAAGUUUGCCCUGCUGUCUGUAAAUGAAGUGUCCUGUACAGUGCUUGCUGUUUGAGAUUUAUAAGACCAACAGAAUGACAAUGGAUCUACUAGCUAGCACUCUAUUGCUGUUCUCUGGUAAUCUGUCUGUGAGGCUGUAAUACGAAAUAAGCAUGACAUUGAAAUACUUUUUCCUUGAUUGCCAAUUGCUGUUAUCUUCUUGGAAUGUCAUACCAUAAACCCCAUAUCAGUAGGGAACAGGUUUUCAACAUAAUCAACCAGGUCUCAAACAUUUUCAUGAAUGGCCCGAGUAAUCUAGUGGUUUAAAUGUGGCUUAAGAUUCAGGUUCUUACCUACGCAGAGUAGGAUAAAGUGUCCCUAGUAACUGAUCCAAGGUCAGUUUUGUAUCUUACCCCCCUGAUGGUAAAUGUUGUGAAUCGGGGAGUGGAAAGCUGAUCUUAGAUCUGUGGCUAAAGGGAAACUUAUUUGUACAGAAGUCACAACCCCCAUCCCUAGUUACUGUAUUGUCCAUAUCAGUUAAGCCUGCUGUAUGUUAACUCCGUAUGCUUAAGUUUGUGGGCACUGAUCGUUUUGAUUUUCUACUGUAUGCAUUAUGACUGCAAAGAUAUUAAGAUCACCACAAUAUCACAUUAAUAUUGCUACUGUAUGACAAGUCUCAAGUAUUUUUUUAAAAACUCUUAAGUACCUUUAUGUUCACUUCUCAGUGUUGUGUACUGCCGUUAUUCAGACAGACCAACUGCAUUGUUGUUCUUCUGUGCGUUGAGUGGAACGGAGAUAUGAUGCAGACAUUUUAGUUUUUUAAAGCACACACUCAUCUCGGACCGCUCUGGCAUGUGAAGAUCUGUACGUGUCUUCUAUGUUAUGAUGGGAUACAGCUAUGGCAACAUGGGGUGCAUUAUGCUAUAGAGAUCUGUGCAGGUGAAUGCAUGUUGACUAAAGCUCUCAUCAUCACUCGUCUUAUUUUAAUUACGAUAUGAUUGGCUGGUGCUUAGCAACUUGAGAUUUGACCAAGGGAUUCCCUAGGCCGUGGUAAUAUGAAAAUAAAGGAUCAUACUUGUCAAGCAAUAUUUUAAAUAUCAUACUGUCUUAAUUCUGACAUCUAUGAUAAUUGACCUGCAGGUCAUAGGAUUGAGGUAUAUUAGACAUUAGGAUGGUGGCAGGUGGAACCUGUCCAGGUAACAAGAUGUAACUUGUCUGAUGUGUGUUAUCUGUAUUAGUGGCUUGACUGACGUAACCCAACCGGACCCACAGAGAAACGUCCAAACGCUCACAAAGUAGGGACAGAUUCUUGAAUGUAUCAAUACAACCAAGCACCAACCACCCAGCCAUAGCCUGUGGAGAAGUAGGUUAUAUCAGGCCUCUGAACGCACCAUGAAGUCUACUGAGAAGUAGGUUAUAACAGGCCUCUGAACGCACCAUGAAGUCUACUGAGAUGUAGGUUAUAUCAGGCCUCUGAACACACCAUGAAGUCUACUGAGAUGUAGGUUAUAUCAGGCCUCUGAAUACACCAUGCAGUCCCAUCCUGCUGCAAUAUGCUCCUACUGUGACCUUAACCCUCAUAUGUACCGCUACAAAAUCUAUAUACAGUCUCAAAUGAUUGACACCCUGCAUAAAGAUAAGCAAUAAUGAUAAUUCAAAUACUGAACUAAAUUGUAUGUAACAAAACAAAAUUGGGGGAAAUGAUAUUAUUUGAUAAAAAUACUUUUGCUCAGAGAAAGAUCUAGCUCAAAAGGUUAGGGGUCAGAAUGAUUGAAACGCCAAAGGGUUCUUAUAAAGUAGUCAAAAGUUUCAUAUUCGGUCCCAUAUUCCUACAGCACACAAUGACUACACCAAGCUUGUGACUCUAAAAACUUGUUGGAUGCAACAAAAAUGUGUCAUUGCGUGCUAGGAAUAUGGGACCAAAUAUAUUUUGGACUGACUUUAUUUCUAAGAAUCUUUAGGGGGUGUCAAAUUUGACAUUCCUUUGAGAAAAAUAAGUAUUACUUGUUAAACAAUAUUUCACUGAGCAACUGUAUUGGUAUAAAUCAAUCGUUUCCCCCUUUUAAAAAAUAUAAUAUAGCUUAGUAGUUUAAUUAUUUCUUACAAUCAUUAUUGCUCAUCUUUAUGGAGGGUGUCAAUCAUUAAGACCCCACUGUAUAAUUACAGCACUUGUCUUUUACUGUAUGCUGUACAUAGACUGACAAUGCAAAAAUCAAUGCCCAUAUUUUUUUUUCUUACAAUAUCAUUCAGUAUUGUAAUAUAUUUAAUAUAAAAUAAAACUUUCAUCGAUA
Messenger RNA from Oncorhynchus tshawytscha (Chinook salmon), 7503 nucleotides. Its product is annotated as disintegrin and metalloproteinase domain-containing protein 22-like. Lineage: Eukaryota; Metazoa; Chordata; Actinopteri; Salmoniformes; Salmonidae. Gene Ontology annotation, biological process: proteolysis. Gene Ontology annotation, molecular function: metalloendopeptidase activity. The transcript has 32 exons. Bases 299 to 3247 code for a protein of 982 amino acids. Gene Ontology annotation, cellular component: postsynaptic density membrane. The record is from RefSeq and is a predicted model, not a curated record.